Sparassis crispa is the source of this 2271-nucleotide messenger RNA. RefSeq lists its product with no specific name. Lineage: Eukaryota; Fungi; Basidiomycota; Agaricomycetes; Polyporales; Sparassidaceae. The coding region runs from base 1 to 2271 and encodes 756 amino acids. Gene Ontology annotation, biological process: peptidyl-serine phosphorylation; intracellular signal transduction. Gene Ontology annotation, molecular function: protein serine/threonine kinase activity; ATP binding. The record is from RefSeq and is a predicted model, not a curated record. The transcript has 9 exons.
AUGCUGAAGGUGCAGCUCUCGUCGCCGUCCCCGGACGGUCCGCUGCAGACGACGCCCAGUCUCGCGGACCUCAGCAGAAAUGCCUCUGUGAUCUCCUCCUCCUCCAGCUCCAGCUCCACCUCAGACCUCACUCUCCAGUCCCCGGAGCGUCCCCGCCCUCUCCGAACCUUUUCGUCGCCACGCUCUAGGAGUCCCCAGUCUCCCUCCACCCCUCGCGGCUCCAGACCGCCAGCAUACCUCGCUAGAGAGCUCGGUCUCGCGGAGCACAACGAUGACAGGCCCGCAGAGUUGCGCCCUCCCGCUUCGCGAGCGCCGUCCAAGUCCCGCAGCAGCUCGGUCAAUGGCCGCAACGCUGCGGACGACUACGAGUUCGGGCGUGUGCUCGGCGAAGGCUCGUACUCCACUGUGAGACUCGCCAAACACCGUGUCACCCACCAGGAGUAUGCUAUCAAGAUACUAGAUAAGGGUCAUCUGCGUCGCUACGGCAAAAUGCCCAUCGCUCUCGCAGAGAAGAAUACCUUGGUUCGGCUGGGUGCAGGUCAUCCAGGAAUCGUGCGGUUGCAUCAGGCGUUUCAGGACGAGUGGAGUUUAUACUUUGUUCUGGAUCUCGCGCGGAAUGGGGAACUGAAGGAUCGAAUAUCCUGCAUGGGCUCUUUGUCAACUGCCUGCGCCCGCGUGUAUGCGGCGCAGAUUGUCGACGCCCUGGACUACAUGCAUUCCAGAGGUGUCAUCCACCGUGAUCUUAAGCCAGAGAACCUGCUAUUGGACGACGACCUCCGGAUCAAGAUCACCGAUUUCGGCACUGGGAAAAUUCUCGACCCCGGAGGUGAACGAACCAAGACCUUCGUCGGCACGGCCCAGUAUGUCGCUCCGGAGCUGCUCGAAGACAGUCAGACAAGCGAAAGUUCGGACUUCUGGGCCCUGGGCUGCAUCCUCUAUCAGAUGAUAUCAGGGCGCUUUGCGUUCCGCGGGCUCUCGGACUACCUCACGUACCAGAAGAUCAAGCAGCUCGACUACGCCUUUCCGGACGGGUUCGACGCGCAGGCCGGGGACCUCGUGCGAAAGCUUCUCGUCCGCGACCCGGCCGCGCGGCUGGGCGCCGGCCCCGCCGGGAGCCCGUACGACAUGAAGGCCCUGCGCGCGCACCCGUUCUUCGCGUCGAUCAGCUGGGGCACCCUCUGGACGGACCCCGUCCCGCCGCUCGAGCCUGGCCUUGUCAAGAGGCCGCACGCGAACGGGGGCAGCUCAGAGGAUGCCAACCGGUCGUGGGCGGAGCUCGUCGCGGAGGGCGAGGAUCCCGCCGACGACGAGAUCAGCUGGGCGUCGGACGGCGAGGGCGCCGUGUACGACGAGCUCUCCAAGGCCGCGGGCGCGAAGGCGCCGAACGGGAACACGAACGGGAAAACGAAUGGGAACGGGUAUUUCCCGGGAGGAGAGGUAGGGCCGAUGGGAGAGCGCCGACCGUACUUUGCACCGGUCCCCGUGCCGGUCCCCCAGCGCGAAGACGGGGUGCGAGAAACGAUGCCGCCGCCUUCGGCCAGCGCGGGGUCUGUAGUGCGCUUCGCGGCGGUCCCUGAGGAGGGAUCUGCGGAGGCGGAUGUGGAUGCGGACUCGUUCGAGCUGCGAAGCUCCGCCAAGGCGAUUCCUGCGGCCGCGAAGGCGCAGCCGAUCGACGUGCCGCGCGUUCCCCUUGUCGAAUCGUACUCCACCGGAUCUGCGACGAGCUCUUCGGAGGGCAGCCCGGUGGACAGAUUGGACGGGCUCGCUGUCAACCGCGGGCGAAACCGCGCGCAGAUACCGAUACAGGGCAACGGCGUUAUUGCGGACUCGGAAUGGACGACGCUGCUGCUUCCCGGGGAGAACCUCGUCUAUAACUCAGUUAUCGAGCCGAGUGCCCCGAGGCGGCGUGCGAGCCGGUUGCUUGCGAUGGCGGUUACGCCGCGGAGGUUCAAGAUACGGGAGCUCGUGUUGACGACGCACCGGCUGCUCUGCGUGAAGCGGAAACCGGGCCGGCCGCUGCAGACGCGGCUUGAGCUCUUCUUACGCCAAUGCGACAGGGAGAAGGACCUGCGGCACGUCGUCACGGGCGUGGAGGCCAAGGGCGAGCGCGAGUUUGUGGUAAUGACGGGAACGAAGUCGCAUUGUUUCAUCGCUGGCAGUGCCACCCUAGCCAGCAGCUGGAUGCGGGAGAUCCGCGCUGCCCUCGAGAGGUCGCAAGGACCGCCGAGUACGCGCCAACCUGUGCCUUCGCACCAGUGCUCACGGACGUGA